AUUUGUACUAAUAAAUCACCCCCAAUUCCCAAAUUUACCAUCUACUUUUAAGCAUACAGAUUGAUAGGAAAGGGCAAGUGAGAUUUUUAGUUUUGGGGUUUUGACAGAAAGUGAGAAUCUGGGGUUGCCUAAAAUCAAAAAACAAGAGAUGGGUCGAGGAAAGAUCAAGAAAAAGAAGAUUGAUGAUGCUAGAGGAAUCAAAUUCUCUAAAGCUCGUGCUACCUUGCUCAAGAAAGCCCAUGAACUUUCAGUUCUUUGUGAUGCUGAAGUUGCUGUUAUAAUCUUUUCUAGGACUGGACAACUGUAUGAGUUUGCUAGCUCUAGUGUGAACCAAGUGCUUGCACGAUACAACAAAUGUCUAGAAUACUCAGAAGCUUCUAAACUACAGCCGGAGGCACAGAAGAUAACUUCUGACGAGCUAGUUGUUCGGAAAGAGGAGGCUGCACAGAUUACACAAAGACAGACGAUAUUGCUUGGCUAUGACCUUACUGAAUUGGGACUAGCUGAGUUAAAGCAGCUGGAACAGCUAUUGAAUGAGGGGUUACUAUCUGUGAAGGAAAGGAAGGAGCAAAUGUUGAUUUAUGAGAUUGAACAAGCAAGAAUGAAGGAGAAGCAGGUCAUGCUGGAAAAUGAACAGCUCCAGAAACAGAUUGAGGAACUACAAAGCUAUUUGCAAACAAGUGUCCAACGCGUGCCACGUUUUCUGGAGUACAGUCAGGGAGCGAAAACUUUUCAAGAAACUCAUGGCGCCACAGGUCAUGAUACAAUUUAUCCUCGCUUUCAGAAGAUGCAGAUCAUGCCUGAGAACAAAAAUGUUCUGAAACAGUUUGAGGAGCUACAAAGUUAUACACCACCAGUAGCGCAACCAGUUCCACGUUUUCCGGACUACACUCAGAUACAGACAAGUUUCCCGGAAACUCAUGUGACAACAAGUCAUGAUAAAUUCUAUCCUUCUAGUAUCCCUCUCUAGUAUCCCUCUCUAGUAUGUAAACUCAGGAGAAGCAUGUUAUGCCAGAGAACAAAAAUUUGGCGAAACAGGCAGUUUGAGGAGCAACAGAGAAGAGAAGUCUCAAGUUUUCUAGAGUACAGUCAGGAAAAGAGAAGUUUCCCAGAAACCCAUAGUAACCCGGGUCCAGACGCAGUAUGCAAAAGCGGAGCAGAGAAUUCUGGUUUAUGUACAACCCUGGAACUUGGGACUCCAUUUUUGAAGCAGCUGAAGCGGAAAGAACCAGAGCAAGAAACUGCUGAAAUUGAAACUUCUUCUGGAACUGCUGAACGUCAAUAUGACAUGUGAUUCCUGAGCUGAAUUCCGUAUAAACAAGCUCAUGCUUGUUGUUGAGCCACUGGCAAUCUGAUGACAUUAAGAAAAAAUCUGACAUGUUACCUUUCUUUCUAAACGAAAUUGGAUUUCGCUGAAUGUUGUUUAAAUUUCACUGACUGAGCUAAUAACAUGUCAAGUGUAGGUACAUAAUAUCAUAGAUGUUCUCUUUCUCUGGAAAAACUAGAAUCCCUGUAUUGCCUCUUGCGGGGCUUUCAGUAUUCUUUUUCUUUUCUUCGUUUUGAAAUUUGUUUACAGUUGUAUUUUGCCUUGAGUAUUUAGAGGAUAUGCUUUAAACAACGCAUUUCUCUGCAUUGUGCACCUGUUUCCUUGUGUUUAUUCGUGUUUUUGUAAACAAUCAAGUCUAAAGAAGACAAGUAGUAUUUCAGAUUUCCUCAUUUUCAUGUAUA
This is a messenger RNA of Daucus carota subsp. sativus, 1728 nucleotides long. RefSeq names its product agamous-like MADS-box protein AGL15. Gene Ontology annotation, biological process: regulation of transcription by RNA polymerase II. The transcript has 10 exons. Gene Ontology annotation, cellular component: nucleus. Gene Ontology annotation, molecular function: protein dimerization activity; RNA polymerase II cis-regulatory region sequence-specific DNA binding; DNA-binding transcription factor activity, RNA polymerase II-specific. The coding region runs from base 149 to 970 and encodes 273 amino acids. Lineage: Eukaryota; Viridiplantae; Streptophyta; Magnoliopsida; Apiales; Apiaceae. The record is from RefSeq and is a predicted model, not a curated record.